CCAUCUGGGAGUGUCACCUGCUUCGGGACGGGAACCUGGCCGGGGGCGGGCUCUGAGGAUUUCAAACUUGGCUUUUCCCGGUUCUUUACCUUUGCUUCCCCUUGCUGGGACUCUUGCACAGCUUCUCCUGUCCCCGAGGAGGUGAGACCCCUGUCCCUGUGGGCUGGCUCUGGAAGGGGGGCUGCGCUCUCUUCCCUCUUCAUCCCUUCCCUCCCCCUCCCCCACCCGUUUCCCCGCUCCCACUCUCUUCGCACGGGGCUGCCCCUCCCCGCCCCCCACAUUAAUGGGGCUUCUCCCCAGAACUGGAGCCUCGGACGCCCCCACCAGCCGAGGCCCUGCCAGGACUGCUGUCGGGGCACUGCCAGGCCCUUCUUUCCCGGGAGCCUCUCUGGCUGACCUGAGUGCUGGGCACUCGGGAGCUCCCCCUCCACCCCUGGCCUGAUGGCAUUUCCAAGGGACAAAGGGGUCUGGGAGCUGCCGGGACGGAGGAGCCGAGCCCCCUCACGGGUCCCUUUUCCCUUCCAGCGUCGCCUUCUGGGACCCCCCAGGCCUGGGAGCAGCGAGCAUGGAGGAGGGUGGAGACGGCGCCGGGCUGCUCCCCUGCAGGCCCCCCCAGGCCUCCGUGACAUUUGAGGAUGUGGCCGUGGACUUCACCUGGGAGGAGUGGAGGCUCCUGGACCCUUCCCAGAAGGAGCUGUACUGGGAGGUGAUGCUGGAGAACUACAGGAACCUGGUGUGCCUGGGCCUUGCUGAUUCCCACCAGAAUGUGAUUAUCUCUGAGCCGGAGUCAGGAGAACCACAUUGGAUUCCAACUGGUGGUGUCCUAAGAAGCUGCUGGUCAGGUUGGGACAUUAGGCCUCAGACAAAGAAGUCAGCUCUCAAGAUGAGUAUUUCUGUGAAAGUCUUAUCCCAGGAAAAAUUCUUGGAGGAUGAUCCAAGUGUCUACAAGAUGGAGAAAUCCUGGGAAUGUGAUGACAAGUUGAAGAAAAAGCAGAGCAUUCAGGGGAAACCUAGAGGAAUAAAAAUAAUCCAAGUAGAACCUCCCAAUGAGGUCAGAGUCUCUGAAUAUAGUAAAUACAGUCAGAUCUCUAGCCCAGAGCCAGACCUUUUUCCAGAACAGGGAGUAUCUGUAGUUAUGAAGUGCCAGGAAGGAGGUAAUCAGAGAGGGAGUUACACCAUGUAUUCAAACCGAGGACAAUGUAAUCAAAUCUAUUCCAGAAAGAAAUGUCAGAAAGUGCUGGGUCAUGAUUUGGGCUGCAUAAAAAAACAUGGAAUUCAUUCCGAAGAGAAAGUUCAUGAAAGGGGGAAUUCUUUCCUUCGAAAUAACAAACUUAGUCUACACCAGACAACUGAUAGGGGGAAAAAGUGUAAUGAAUUGACUAAACGUAGGAAGAUGGGUCAUGCUAAACGCUCUCAUCUUCAGAGUACAGAGAGACAGUACAAAUGCAAUGAAUGUGGAAAGGCCUUUCAGCAAAAGGGGUCUCUUGAAGCACAUUGCAGAAUUCAUACUGGAGAGAAACCCUUUAAAUGUAGUCAAUGUGGUAGGGCUUUCUGCCAAAAGAUAGAUCUCAUCCGACAUUUUAGGAUUCAUACUGGAGAAAAACCAUUUAAAUGCAGUGAUUGUGGGAAAGCCUUUUCUCGGAGCACAAGCCUAACUUUACAUGAGAGAUCUCAUACUGGAGAGAAACCAUAUGAAUGCAAUGAAUGUGGGAAGACAUUCCGGUCAAGCUCUCACCUUUCAGAACACCGUAGAAUUCAUACUGGAGAGAAACCAUAUGAAUGCAGUGAAUGUGGAAAGGCUUUUUCUAGAAAGCAAGAUCUUAUCAACCAUAAUAGGAUUCAUACUGGAGAACAACCUUUUCAAUGCAACCUUUGUGGGAAAAGUUUUCCCUGGAGAAGGUCACUGACUGGACACCAGAGAAUUCAUACUGGAGAACAACCUUUUCAGUGCAAUGUUUGUGGGAAAGGUUUUCCCUGGAGAAAUUCACUGACCCGACAUCAGAGAAUUCAUACUGGAAAACAACCUUUUCAAUGCAAUGUCUGUUGGAAAGGUUUUCCCUGGAGACAUUCACUGACCCAACAUCAGAGAAUUCAUACUGGAGAACCACCUUUUCAUUGCAAUGUCUGUGAGAAAGAUUUUUUCUGGAAAAAGUCACUGAUCCGACAUCUAAGAAUUCAUACUGGAGAGUAACUUUAUAAAUGUAAAUAUUAUAGGAAAUUCUUUCCCAGACGCUCAGCAAUGACUUGCCAUCAGAGGAUGCAUACUGAAUCCUAUGAGUGCAAUGAAAGUGGAAAGGCUUCCAUCCAAAAUAAAAAUCUUAAAUUGUGUGAAAAAAAGAUUCAUGCCCCCCCCCAACCUUAGGAAUGUAAUUAAUGUGGAAAGACAUCCCUCUGGAUCAUAACUGCUUCUUCAGCAUAAAAGAAUUCUUGAUGGAGUGAACCUCAUUAAUAUUGAAGCAAUACUUUGUUCUGGAAGGGACUCCUUGAUAAAUUUCCUUCAUAUUAGAAAGAAACCAUAGAAAUAUGAUGCCUGUGGAAAGUCCUUCUGUUAAUGAUAGUGAACCAUUUCUCCUUAUUAGAGGAGUCAUUGGCUAGAGAUGCAAAGGAGGCUCACAAGUAGCCAGAACGCUGACUGAUUUUAUUUUUUAUAAUAUUUAUUAUUCUUAGUUUAUAAUAAAUAAUAUUUAUUAUUUUC
This is a messenger RNA of Gracilinanus agilis (Agile Gracile Mouse Opossum), 2695 nucleotides long. RefSeq names its product gastrula zinc finger protein XlCGF57.1-like. The record is from RefSeq and is a predicted model, not a curated record. Lineage: Eukaryota; Metazoa; Chordata; Mammalia; Didelphimorphia; Didelphidae. Gene Ontology annotation, biological process: negative regulation of transcription by RNA polymerase II. The transcript is spliced from 5 exons. Gene Ontology annotation, molecular function: DNA-binding transcription repressor activity, RNA polymerase II-specific. Bases 566 to 2191 code for a protein of 541 amino acids.